Haliotis rufescens (red abalone) is the source of this 2024-nucleotide messenger RNA. Its product is annotated as octopamine receptor beta-2R-like. The transcript has a single exon. Gene Ontology annotation, molecular function: adrenergic receptor activity. Gene Ontology annotation, biological process: adenylate cyclase-activating adrenergic receptor signaling pathway. Bases 590 to 1909 code for a protein of 439 amino acids. NCBI's taxonomy places the organism in Eukaryota, Metazoa, Mollusca, Gastropoda, Lepetellida, Haliotidae. The record is from RefSeq and is a predicted model, not a curated record. Gene Ontology annotation, cellular component: membrane.
GGCGAGCGAGGCCUGGUGGAGGGAAGCGGCGUGCGUUUACUCUCAGUGAUCGGAGAAGAGCUGGUUGGGGCAGCCGCAUCAGCGCCUCCCUCUCUCAAUCAAUAGACACGCUAGCGUUGAACGUGCCACCUACCCCAAGUGGCAGAGUGGUUUGGAUCAGUGAGGCCAGCUCGCACGCUGAGCUACAAAUCCGGCACACUGUUACGGAUAUUCCAGUCCUGGAAAACAGGUUCAAUUGGAAAGAGACUUUUCCGCAGUUUGUGAAGGAGUGCUUAUUUUGGGAUUCCCAUUAUUAAUAUUACUUGUUUGCCUCUGUCCGGCACGCUGUGGGGGUUGCCCCAUCUGCCUAGGGUGUCAUCGACAAAUUGUGCACUUAUAAGUUCCUGGGACCGUUAUGCCAAUGGAUAAUGUUUGCUAUCAUCCGAAGAGAUUCCCGGGGAGGCUACAUUUUAUUAGCGGCUCAAGUUUCGACGGGAGUGCGUUAACUGGCUUAUCCGAACAAAGCCGAGAGUGAUGUGCAAUUGGAAUAUUACGAAGUUUGUCGGAGUGGUUAUUAAGACAGAGCAGUGAUUGUCUGUCCGAGUGGCUAAUGAGCCCCCUUGCUGGAGGAGGUAGUAUAGUGACCAUAGGAACGGACAAGGGACGGGGAGGGAGAACCAUACAACCCACGGACACUUUCAGGGGGGCACUGACAACACGUCCCGCGGAGAGUGGGCAGCGUGCAUUGACGAUGUCCGAUCUGACGGUGGAAAACUUGACCAACGUGUCCAGCACGUGGUCAGCAUCGCCAGACCAGGUGAAUGAAGGGAACGAAUCUCUGGAGACAUUGAUACUUGUCAUCAAGUGCAUCAUCAUGGUUGCGAUAAUGGUUGGUGCCGUCUUUGGGAACGUUUUGGUGAUUUCAAGCGUCAUCAAGUUUGAAAGAUUACGAGCAAUCACAAACUAUUUUAUCGUGUCAUUAGCCUUUGCUGAUCUGCUGGUAGCGAUCCUCGUCAUGCCAUUCAGCGCGAGUAUGGAACUCAGUGGUAAGUGGGUUUUGGGGCGGACAAUGUGCGACAUCUUCAACGGCAAUGACGUCCUCUUCAGCACGGCGUCAAUCCUUCAUCUGUGCUGCAUUAGUAUGGACCGUUACAUUGCUAUCAUCCAUCCACUUCAGUACGAGAAUAAAAUGACUAGACAUCGUGUGGCGGCGAUGUUAACUAUAACCUGGGUUGCAUCAAUCCUUAUUUCAUGUAUACCAGUUCAUUCACAACUUUAUACGACUGUUGAGAACUACGAGAAGUUGGAGCACGACCAUGAGACGUGCACCUUCAUUGUGAACAAGGUUUAUGCCGGAGUUUCAUCGUGUGUCUCCUUCUGGAUCCCUUGUUUUAUAAUGGUGUUCGUUUACGCCAAAAUCUACAUGGAGGCGAGAAAACAGGAAAAGUUCAUUCAAUCAACUGCAAUGUACAUGCAGUAUAGUGAUGCACGUGAUUGUCAUAGCAACGGCACGCUCCGAGGGGGUGCGGACGGCGUACCCCGUCUUGAAAGAAAGAGAAUGAAACGAGAACACAAAGCGGCGAAAACCCUCGGGGUGAUAAUGGGGGCUUUUAUUCUCUGCUUUCUCCCCUUCUUUUCGUGGUAUGUUAUUACAACAAUGUGUGACGAGAGCUGCCCAUAUCCCCCAGUGAUUGGGUCAAUGCUGUUCUGGAUUGGCUAUUUCAACUCCUGCCUCAAUCCUAUAUUAUACGCUUACUUCAACAGGGACUUCCGCACUGCAUUUAAGAAACUGCUAAGAAUCGAAAGCAUGAUUCCAUGUGAUGGCUCCGACCCAACAACCCAAGCACUUAACACAGCAUACACGGACAUGAAGAAAAAUUCUGGAGCCGACAUUCGAAUGUCCACAAGCUCCGCGGGACGGAUCUCUUGACAUGGUCAUUCUGAUACAUGGGUAAACUGUGAACAUUUUCACGAGGACCUAUCAUACGGUGCGUGUUAAAUUUUGCCACAAACAGACCUGUGAUAUUAAAAUUCUUUGCUUUUCA